AUGCCGUUCAACAAGAGGUCUGCUGCUGCUAAGCUCCGCAUGGCUGAGGCUAUGGCUUCCUGUCCAGGAGGGAUCUGGAAGAAGAGCAAAGGUCCCAUUGGGUCCGAGAGAUGUCCACCAGUGCUCCCUUGGCCAAAGUCACGCUACAGUGGGAAGCAGCAUAAGAUCUUCAUUCCCCAGGAGUCCACCAAUAAGGAGUUGGUCUUGGUUAUUGGUGACUCCCAUCUCCGGUCCUUUGUGGAGAGAGACUUUGUCGUCAGACCACUGGGUCCAUAUUCCUUUGGGUUCUCCUCUUCCCCUGGGGCCACUGCGCGUGAGCUGGAGUUGGAGGUCCAGCAUCUCCACGUCGACCGCCAGGUGUCCAUGUGUGUGGUCCUCGCUAGCGGAAAUGAUGCCGACAAGAAGACUGUGACUCAAGCUGGUCAAGACUUUGAUCGUCUCCUGUCGACUGUAGUCCGACGCUGGAAGAAGGCAUGUGUUGUUGACUUCCCGACUCGUCACACCAUCUCUGAAGCUGUGCAGAACCAGUUUCAUCAGGAAUACCGAAGAGUGGCAGAAACUAAAGGGUUGCGGUACGUCUCCUGCAUUGACAAGUUCCCCAUGAACAACCUUGGACCGUGGGUCUGGGAUGGUGUCCACCUCAGCGUACCCGAGGGCAUGCAAGUCUUGGCUGACUUGAUAUCCAAGGCUGCGAAGGACGAGAUGAUGAGCACCAGGGCGUCCACGUCUCCUCCUCGGAAGAAGACCGCACAUGACACCAGAAGCCAAGCCAGUGGAGUCAACCGACGAAAGCGUGUCCUGCAGCAGGUUUUGCCUACUGCUGUGUCCUCUGGUCGUUUUGCUGUUUUGGACACAGAUGAAACCGAAGAAACUGUGAAGAAGCCCAGAGCAGCUUUGACAGAGAAGAAGAAGGAAAAUGCACCAGUUGCUGUUUUGGAUGUGGAGGCUCCCGUUGUGGACUUGGAGGCUCCCGUUGUGGACUUGGAGGCUCCUGUUGUGGACUUGCAGGCUCCUGUUGUGGACGUGGAGGCUCCUGUUGUGGACGUGGAGGCUCCUGUUGUGGACGUGGAGGCCAAACCCAGAACAACCAGGACUGACGCUGUGGAGGCCAUCCCCAGAACAAUGAGGACCAGACCAAUGAGGACUGACGCUGUGGAGACCAUCUCCAGACCAAUGAGGACCAGACCAAUGAGGACUGAUGCUGUGGAGGCCAAACCCAGAAGAACCAGGACUGAUGCUGUGGAGGCCAAACCCAGAACAAUCAGGACUGACGCUGUGGAGACCAUCUCCAGACCAAUGAGGACCAGACCAAUGAGGACUGAUGCUGUGGAGGCCAACCCCAGACCAACAAUGAGGACUGGUGCUGUGGAGGCCAAACCCAGAACAACCAGGACUGACACUGUGGAGGCCAAACCCAGAACAACAAUGAGGACUGACGCUGUGGAGGCCAAACCCAGAACAACCAGGACUGACACUGUGGAGGCCAAACCCAGAACAACAAUGAGGACUGACGCUGUGGAGGCCAAACCCAGAACAACCAGGACUGAUGCUGUGGAGGCCAAACCCAGAACAACAAGGAGUGAUACUGUGGAGGCCAAACCCAGAACAACAAGGACUGAUACUGUGGAGGCCAAACCCGGAACAACAAUGAGGACUGACACUGUGGAGGCCAACCCCAGACCAACAAUGAGGACUCUGCAUGAAGACGGCAAAGCAAAGAAAAAGCUCAACAAAAAACAGAAAAAACUAAAGGCAGAGCAAUUUGAUUUUGUCUUUAAUGAGUUUUUAAAUAAAGUCAAUAAUGGCCCUGAAUUUAUAUGUUGUGUAUGUUUUCGUUUGUUAUUUAAAAAAUCCGUUGUAAAAUGUAAACAACAAAAUUACAGACGUGAAGCGGCUAAAAUUGCAGAGAAGUGUGUCUCUGAUAAAUACUUGCAUAAAUGUAACUCAGACUGUAGUACCUCCUGUUUGUUAAAAGAAUCAAGAGGGGAGCUGUGGAUUUGCAAUGUUUGUGAUUCUAAGAUUCGAAGAUGUCUGAUCCCAUCGGAAUGGUGGGGCAACAAUUUACAACUUGACCCGAUUCCUCUGGUACUGACAUGUUUGAAUCAUUUAGAAGAACAUUUGAUUGCACUCAACAUCCCAUUUAUGAAAAUGUUAGCAUUGCCUAAGGGUAGCCAAAGGGCGGUCCACGGUCCAAUUACUUGUGUUCCUUCAAGAGUUUCUCAGACUUCUAACUUGCUGCCGCGUUCAAACAUGGAAGGUUGUCUCUUACGUGUGAAAUUGAAGCGGAAAUUGUCAUACAAAGGUCAUUAUGAAUAUCACUUUGUAGACACAAUGCACCUACAAGAAGCUCUGAAGUAUUUAAAAGAAAACAAUAAAUAUUACAAAGAUGUAGAAUUUAAUCCAGAGUGGAUAAAUGAGUUUGAAAAGGAGCCGGAGAAACAAGCAGAAGACCUAAAUGUGUGUGUUGUGGAAGAAAGUGAAGACCCUGACGAUGUAGAAGAUGAAACUCUCCAUGAUCGGCAGCAGCACUGCAUCUAUCAAGACACAUGUGCAAUGCCUAUUGAUCAUGGGCAGGAAGCCUUAGAUCAAUAUUUUGAAGAUAUUGUAAAUCUUGCUCCUGCUGAAGGAAACAAUCCCGUGAGCAUGUUGUCUGAUGUUGACAAUGAAGCAAAGUCAUUUCCAGACCUUUUCCCACUUGGUAAUAAUACUUAUCACACACCCAGACGGCAUGAGUUAACAUUAGCCCGUUACUUUAACAACAGGAUUCUCCAUGCAGAUGGUAGAUUUGCAAAAAGUGUAGAAUAUAUAUUUUUUGCACAAUACAUGUCUGAAGUUCAGCAAGUUAUUCAGCGUGCAUUACGUAAAGGACACACAAAUGCAAAAGGUCAAAAUGACGCACAGGAUCACACUGAAUCCUUGAAGGAUGUUGUGCAGUCAGAUGAUGGCUACCGCUUCUUACGUCCUAUUAGAGGAACUCCAGCCUUUUGGCAGGGAGCACAAAAAGACUUAUUACCAUGUGUGCGAAACCUGGGGAAACCCACGUUCUUUUGUAGCUUCUCAUCAGCUGACUUGAGAUGGGGUACACUUUUAACAACGAUUUUGAAGCAGGCUGGAAGAACACAAACUGCAGAAAGUUUAGAGUAUGCAGAGCGAUGUGAACUGUUAAGAAAUAAUCCAGUUUCAGCUGCACGAUUUUUUGAUUACCGCUGGCACAUUUUCCUGAAAUUUGUCAUAAUGUCCCCAGUCCAUCCAAUUGGGAAAGUUAAAGAUUACUUUUACCGGAUAGAGUUUCAACAGCAUGGGAGCCCCCAUGUACACUCUCUCAUUUGGGUGGAGUCGCCUGUAAUCGGUGUAAACACAGAUAAAGAAGUAGUAGAUUUUGUCGAUAAGUACAUUACGUGUGAAAUACCUUCAUAUGAUGAGGAAUUAGCAGAUAUUGUGUCCACAGUACAACAACAUUCUAAACGGCAUUCUAAAACAUGCAAGAAAAAGAAAACAGUUUGUCGUUUCAAUUUUCCACGACCGGUAUCUGCUCGGACAUUCCUCAGCCAUGUACAGACAAAACCCAAAUGCCCAAAAUGUGAUGUAGAUCAGGACAAUAAAAACCAAGAACAAACAACAAAGGACGAUGUCCAGUGCAAAUGCUCUCAGAAUCAACAAAACUUCAUGAAACCUGAGCAAGCUCAGAAAAUCAUGAUAGCUGUUAAAAAAGCCCUUCUAGAUGAAAAUAAUCCAUGUACUUCCAUAGAUCAGUUGUUUAAAAGUGUUGGUAUCAACCAAGACAUCUAUGAGAAAGCAUACAAAAGUCUAGAACGAAAAACUCAAAUCAUUUUAAAAAGAAAUGUUAAUGAGGUUUGGAUCAAUCCAUACAACAAAUACUUGUUAAAGUGUUUGAAUGCCAACAUGGACAUCCAGUAUGUUGUUGAUGUGUUUGCUUGUAUAGUUUAUAUUGUAAGCUAUAUGUCCAAAUCUGAGAGAGAGAUGGGUUUGUUGUUGAGGCAGGCUCACAAAGAGGCAACUAAAGAUGACAACUCUGAUGCUAAAGAGGCAAUGAAAAAAAUGGGUCAAGUCUACCUCCAUAGUCGCGACGUUUCUGCACAGGAAGCAGUGUACAGAAUAACAAACAUGCAUCUGAAGGAAUGUUCCAGAAAAGUUGUGUUUAUCCCAACCGGUGAUACUAUCUUUAAACUAACGAAACCUUUUAGUGAACUAAACAAACCAGGCACCACAAACAUUUGGAUGACUGGUCUUGUUGACCGAUACAAAAACAGACCUAAGGAUAACAUUUUUAAUGACAUGUGUAUAGCCAAAUUUGCAUCGGACUAUCGCGUUUUAGGUCAAACAGAGAAGAAAUCCAAAAAUAGUAUUAAGUUACUAGAAUAAUUUGGUUAUGCAGCAAAAAGAACAAGAACCAAACCUGCAGUUAUUCAAUAUGCACGCUUUUCUGAGACAAAAAAUCCUGAGUUAUAUUUCAAAAGUAUUCUUCAGUUCUUUCCAUACCGUGUUGAUGAAGACCUCAAACCUUCAUCUUAUGCAUCUUAUGAGCAGUUUUACAAAGACACUGGCAAUAAAACAGUCUCAGUUUUGUCAAUUGUACAUUCAAACUGCUCACAAUAUGACAUUGAAGCUGAAGAUUUGGAGGAAAUGAGUAAAAACAUUGACUCUAUUGACUCUAAUGAAAUAUUAGAAGAUGCAUGGUGUAUGCUGUGUCCUGAGCAGGAAAUAGAGCGUUUGGAAUCCAAAGACGAAUUCAUAAAAGACCCACUGGAUGAUGAGGAACCCGUUCCUCACAUUCCAGAUUUAGCCGUAAGUGACAGAGAAGUUUGUCAUUUAGAAAAGCAACAAAAUGUGAUGUGUCGUUCUGAAGGUUUAGCCUUGAUCAGGUCUUUGAAUGAGCUCCAGCUGUCUAUUUUUUACAAAAUAUGUCAUUGGUGCCUAGAAAAAGUAAAUGGUAAUAGCCCAGAACCAUUACAUGUUUUCAUCACUGGUGGAGCUGGAACAGGUAAAAGUCACCUAAUUAGGGCCAUUCAAUAUGAAGCCAAUCGACUCUUUGCUACAACGCGGCGCCAUCCUGAUAACAUCAGUGUUUUACUCACAGCACCCACAGGUAUGGCAGCAUAUAAUCUCAAAGCAACAACUAUUCACAGUGCUUUUAAUAUAGGAACAGAUAUCAGACUCCCAUACACACCAUUGGGAGAAGAAAAAAUUAAUUCUUUACGGGUUAAAUACACAGAUCUACAAUUACUUAUAAUAGAUGAAAUAUCAAUGGUCCACCAUAAAAUGUUAAAAUACGUCAAUUGCCGACUGCGUCAAGUUAAGCAAACUGGUGACUUAUUCUUCGGCAAUCUUAGCGUCAUUGCAGUCGGUGACUUCUUUCAGUUACCUCCAGUGAAAGGUAAGGCAUUGUACAUGGAAGAACCUGGACAGGUCUGGAGCACUUUUAAAAUUGUUCAAUUACAGACAGUAGUCAGACAAAGAGAUUCCACUUUUGCUGACAUACUUAAUCGACUAAGAACACGCUCCAAAGGGACACCCAUGCUUAAAAGUGAUAUAAAGACUCUAAAAAGCCGUGAAACUGGAGAGGAGUCUUCUGAUCUUUACAUUUGUGCCACCAAUCAACAGGUUCUAUUACACAACUUGGAACAGCUCAAGAACACAUGCCCAGAAAUUACUGAAAUAGAUGCAAGAGAUUUUCACCACAAUAAAAAAAGUGGGAAAAUGGAAGUAAUUAGUGGCCAUCUCAGCAAUGCAAAGCUCACAUCUCUCCAAGAGAAACUAGUCUUGGGAGUUAAUGCUCGAGUUAUGCUCUGUAAGAACAUUGAUGUCAGUGAUGGGCUUGUCAAUGGUGUACGUGGGACAGUAACUCAUAUAUCUGAGAACUACAAAAAUGGCCUUCCUGAAGCUGUGUAUGUCCAAUUUGAUGAUAACAAGGUUGGCACACAAAGUCGGAAGAAACACCGAGCCAUUACACCUGCUUUAAAAACAUCUACCAGAAUAGAACCUGAGGAGGAAAGAGCCAAUAGUAAAGGUGGAAGGAGACGUCAGUUUCCUCUGACACUGGCAUGGGCCUGUACAAUUCAUAAAGUACAGGGCCUAACUGUAGACAAAGCUGUGGUGUCCCUAAAAAAAGUGUUUGCAGCAGGUCAGGCUUAUGUGGCUUUAAGCCGUGUAAGAAGUUUAGAUGGGCUUAUUAUCCAAGACUUCAAUGAAAAAUCUAUAUUUUGUAAUGACAGCAUCAAAGACACUUUAAAGAACAUGCCACCCUUCUUGGAACAAACUGUGCCACACAUCACAAAAAAAUCAAAUGGAUUAACUUUGUUCUUUAUGAAUGUGCAGGGUUUAUCCAAACAUGUUGUCGAUCUGGUGUCUUGUACUAAAUAUUUACAGCCUGAUUGUAUCGCUGUGACAGAAACAUGGCUGACAACUAAUUCACAGCCUCACACAGUAGACAUAGAAGGAUACCACUUCCACAGUUGUCUUCGUAGUCUGUCAUACGAGGGGAGCAAACAUCCAGCGCUCAGGACUCUCCAAAGCCAACAGCAUGGUGGAGUUGGGAUGUACUGUGCAAAUACUACCAAGUACCAGAUCCCCCAAGUACCAGCAUUCAAUCUGGAAUGUUUAAUUUACAGAAACGUUGAUCUCAAUAUUUUAAUUGCAGUGGUUUAUCGUCCACCAUCGUAUCCCAUGUCACUGUUCAAAGAAAAUUUGAAGAAAUUAAUAACUUGGUUAAAUUCACACAGUGACUCAAUAAUUGUCCUUGGAGAUUUCAAUGAUGACAUACUGAAAUCAUCAACGCUGUGUACAUUUCUGACACAAAAUGGAUUUAAACAACAUGUGAAAAAUCCCACCACUGAAAAAGGCACAUUAAUUGACCAUUUCUAUGCCAAAUCUCUGAAAUUUGAUGUAGACUUGGAAAUUGUUCAGACAUACUUCAGUGAUCAUGAAGGUAUCGCAUGUUCUCUUCAGCUAAAAGCUAUUCAAGACAUAGAUGAUCAAUAA
Messenger RNA from Sphaeramia orbicularis (orbiculate cardinalfish), 6999 nucleotides. RefSeq lists its product as uncharacterized. Gene Ontology annotation, molecular function: DNA helicase activity; ATP hydrolysis activity. The record is from RefSeq and is a predicted model, not a curated record. Lineage: Eukaryota; Metazoa; Chordata; Actinopteri; Kurtiformes; Apogonidae. Gene Ontology annotation, biological process: telomere maintenance; DNA repair.